Molecule: messenger RNA, 357 nt
Organism: Cryphonectria parasitica EP155
Lineage: Eukaryota; Fungi; Ascomycota; Sordariomycetes; Diaporthales; Cryphonectriaceae
Exons: 4
Coding region: 1-357 (118 amino acids)
Biological process (GO): cytoplasmic microtubule organization
Molecular function (GO): microtubule binding
Source: RefSeq, a predicted model, not a curated record
AUGGUGUGCGCAAAAUGCCAGAAAUUGGCCAAGGGGACGACCCUUGCCACUCCGGGGGUGAAGAAGAAGAGUGAAAUGUAUCAUGGAUCUCCCGCAGCAUCAUCAUCAGCAGCAGCAUCAUCGUCCAAGUCAGCCUCAGGUAUUGGAAAGAGCAAACUGUUGUCAAAGAAUGCCAAGAAUCCAUAUGCUCAAUAUUCCAGCUCCUGUACAAAGUGCAAGACCAAGAUCACACAGGGGCACAGUUACUGCAACAAGUGUGCAUACCAAGCAGAUCUCUGUGCAAUGUGUGGCAAACCGAACAAGAAGGCAACUGGCAAGGCUCCACAGAUAUCUGGACAAAAAUUUUCGCUGAAGUGA